Messenger RNA from Trichobilharzia regenti, 4224 nucleotides. The record is from the annotation of a GenBank genome assembly. Lineage: Eukaryota; Metazoa; Platyhelminthes; Trematoda; Strigeidida; Schistosomatidae.
GAUAUGCUUUUCAAAAUAUUCGAAUAUUACCUAUUUUGAUAUUUUAAGAAUUUAAGUUAAGUUUAAUAUCUUGAAACUUCACUUUAUUAUUAAUAAACAAUAUUGACACAAGCAUUCUUCACACUAUUAUGACUGAUAAUCGUCAUCAGUAUAUUGUGAAUCAGAAACACGCAUCACCUUUGGACGGAAAUUGUUCAAAAGACGAUGGGAUAGCCUUUAGUAAUGUCGGUGAAAGUCGUACAUCAAAUGCUGGUAUACUUAUUGAAAAUGAACGUAAAAAUGGGCAGAAUUCAUUUCAACUAUGGAAUUCACAUACUUAUAGUCAUGUGAGAUUUUGGAGACCACAUAGUAAAUGGGAAAGAUUUCUUAUUAUCGCGAUUAUAAUUCUAUUGAUUUUAUUAAUUAUAUUUGUUACUCUAUGGGGAAUUGAAAUGGCUGCAUAUGAAUAUCGACCAUGUUUACAACCUACAUGUAUCAAAAUGUCUUCAGAAAUACUCAGUCAUAUGGAUACAAGUAUAUCGCCUUGUGAUGAUUUCUAUGCAUACGCCUGUAAUGGUUGGAUAAAACAGAAUCAUAUACCACAAGGUCAUAAUGCCUGGUCUAUAAUGCGUAAACUGUCAAAAAAUGGUGAAUACUUCACUAAAGAAUUACUUGAGAAUUCUUCACAUACAGAUAAGAGUCGAGGUUUCCAAAUGGCUCAAAUCUACUACAGAUCUUGUAUGAAUGAAUCUUUUAUCGAGAGUCGGGGAUUCACACCACUGUAUGAGUCUAUCCAAAAGAUAUUCAAAGGUUGGUUAUUACUACCAAAAGGGAAUCCAGGCGCCAGAAAUGAAAAUGAUAACAAUUUUCUUCCAAAAACAUUUGAUUUAACUGAUAUGUACUUACCUUUGUUGAAGUAUGCUGGUACAAUACCACUCUGUCGUAUUCUAGUUGAACAGGAUCAUAUGAAUUCUUCUCGAUUUGUUCUUAGUCUUUUAGAAGGAUAUCUGAGUCUACAACGAGAAUAUUACGUAAAUGAUUCUUAUCCAACUUACUCAAAAAAAACUGAAGCUUUCCGAAGAUUCAUGCGCAACUAUUCACUCCUACUCGGUGUACCAGAAUCUUCCCAGGACAAAAUUGAUGCCAUCUAUGAAUUUGAAAAAAAGAUAGCAGUGAGAACUGAAGAACGUAGUGAAAGAGAUCCGGAGAAAAAUUAUGAACUUGUUACAUUACAGAAUUUAUCAUCUUUCUGUCCAGUGCUUAAUUGGACCAGGUUAUUUAAUCAUAUAUACAAACCACUGAAUUAUACAAUUUCACAAAAUCAAGUGAUUGCAUUAUACGAAGCUUCAUUCUUACGACUUAGAUGUGCAUUAUACAAAGAAUACUUAUCAACUGAAGAAGGCAUCAAAACUUUACACAAUGCUCUGGUAUGGAGUUUCAUUUGGAAAACAUCAACACGGAUGCCGAAGAAAGUCAGUGAAAUGUUAGAAGAAUACAGGGAAGCAGAAUUAGGUUUAAAAGUUGAUCCAGAUCGCUGGCAAACAUGUGUCACAGAAGUACAAUCUCCAUUUGCAUUAGUAAUUGGUAGACACUUUGUUCAGGAAAGAUUUAAUCAGAAAAGCAAAGAAGCUGCAACAGAAAUGAUAACAGAGAUAAAGAAGGCCUUCAAAGAGAAUUUGGUCAAUGUCGAUUGGAUGCAAGAAGCUGACAAGCAUAAGGCAACUGAAAAGGUGGACUCAAUGAAGGCAUCAGUCGGUUAUCCACAGAAUAUUAAUAAUCUUGCAGAUGAAGAGAAGGAAUUCUCUUACUAUACUGAUAUGAAUGAAUCAACAUAUUUCGAGAAUGCUCUACACUGCAGUGAAGCUGCGUUUCUUGAGAUUUUACGUGAAUUAAUAGAACAAAAUACGGACAGAUGGUCGUUGCCAGUGCAUAUUGUAAAUGCCUACUAUAAAGAGAAUUCAAAUCAUAUUUAUUUUCCUGCUGGUAUACUUCAAAGUCCAUUGUAUCAUCAUGAACAACCUUUAUCCUUAAAUUUCGGUGGAAUUGGUAUGGUUGUAGGCCAUGAAAUUACUCAUGCCUUUGAUCAACAUGGUGCAAAGUUUGAUGCUAAAGGAAAUAUGCGCGAGUGGUGGAGUACAGCAACACAGACAGCUUUUGAAAAACGCUCCCAAUGUAUGAUUGAACAAUAUAGUAAUUAUUCAAUUCAUAAUACAAGCCUCAAUGGGAAAAUGACUUUAGGAGAAAAUAUUGCUGAUAACGGAGGUAUUAAAGCAGCAUAUAAAGCAUUUAAAAAACUUGAGGCUAAAUAUCAAGACAAACCUAUUUUACCAGGUUUAAACUUUACACCGGAUCAGUUGUUUUUCAUUGGAUUUGCCCAGUUGUGGUGCAUUAAAAGUCUACCUCAGUCAAUUCUCAAUACAGUGCUUUUCGAUUCACAUACAGUUGAACAAUACAGGUAAGUUCGUAUUUUAUUUUAUACAAUUAUUUGUUAAGUAAUUUUUUCCUUGAUGAAGUGCCGUUUUGGUAUCUGUUUUGAAUGGCCAUUUAUCAAAAGAAUAGUUACAGAAAACAUAGCUGUUUUCAGUAUAUCUAUCAGAACCUUACAGUUAUGAAUCCACAUCAGUGCUGACCAGGAAUAAUAGCCGAUAUUAAUUAUUAUAAUAUUAUUAUUCCCUUGCCUUCUGAGUGGAACAUACGGCUUCAACAAUACAUCUCCACUUUGUUCUAUUUUCUGCCGUCCUCUUCAGCUGACUGACUCCUUGAUUAACCAUAAUCUUUCACCUCCCCCACCAACUCACACGAUUUCCUCCAUGUAACCCUAGCACUGACAAAUCACUCGUCACUUGUCAUUCAGAUUCCACUCGAGCGAUGGUCUGCCUUGCGUGCGACGCCAUUUGACGGUCUCCUCAAUCUGUGCCUGGUCUGUCUCCAUUUUCUCCCACUUAUUUGUUGAAUGAUCGACUCUUGUUUGGUUUAUCCCCACAGUUUCUUGCUACUGAUUCCUUCUGGUAAUUCGAUCUUGUAUAUGAAGCGAAGGCAAUUGUUGAUAGAAGUCUGCCACCUGUUAUAAAUCCAGCCGAUAAUACCUAAAAAAUCUGUCCCCAGAUAAUUUAGAUACCUAGAUUAACAAUAGAGUUAACAUAUCCUCUGAAGGCAUUGAUUUCUAAAAAAAAUUUAGACCUCAAUCCAGUUUUUCUUCUAUCUCUGACUCCUUGUUUCUCAGAAACACAUUUGUCUUAUGACUUUACUAAUUAAUUUUCCAAAUUUACCUUAUACAGCAGAAAGAGACUCAUUUCAACGAAUUUAUUAUCACACUGUACAAUUGUCUAUGUGCGUAUAUGGUUUUUAAGAAAGUAUAUACUACUAGGAAAUUUUAACAAAGACGUGAAUGCUUAAAAUCAUAAAAAUAAUAAUGUGGAAUGCGAUAAUUAGCAUAGUUCCUUAUCAAGUGAUAAAGUAAGUAACGUCACAUAUAUAAAAUAGUUUAUAGAAUGUAUAGAUGUUCGAAGGGAUGUAAAAUCAGUACUGUUAGUAAGUGUCCAUCCACAUUAUGAGAUAGAAUGUUCAUUCAUUAAUGAAAACAAAACACGUAGUUCAGCGAAGAGUCUCUUUUUGGCGGCAAAUUCAUUUUCUUAGCUGUAUAGUCGCAAAUAUAUAUAUAUGUGCUAUUUUGUAUGUAUGUGUACAUUAAGUUUGUCAAACAAAAAUCUGAUGCUCUCUAGUGACUUACUACAGGACGGAGUUUCCCGGAGUUCUAGUGAAAAAUGUCGUGAUCAGUGAGGUCCAUCCAGUUGAGUGUGAGGAUGGAUGUCCUACCGACGACAUUUGUUGGGGUCGCGCUAAAUCGAGAAUUGGUAGAAGUUAGAAUUCAUGGAGUGACCAUUGAAUCGUGUGGGUCCCAAUGACUGAAUGGUAUACGAGCUUGCCUUAUAACCGGAAUGUUCUGGGUUCGAACCCCGGUGGUGAGUGCGUACUGCCGAUGAUUCCCAAAUUAGGAUGAAACAGCUGUCCAGUACUCCAGUUCUGGUUUCCAAUAGUUAUCUAAGUGUUAUCAAUCCGUGAUCAAUUAAUCCUUACAAACCAACUAGAGAAAAAUACAAUAGAUUAUGUUUACUUUGGUUAUUUUGACCAAACAGUGAAAAUUAGUAAGUUUUGGGUGGAGUUACAUAAUAAAAAAAAUGGUAAAAAAAUUAGGUGUUACUGAAACUAGUGUAGUAACAAAGGCGAUGAGUUGUCAUACACGGC